Messenger RNA from Octodon degus (degu), 255 nucleotides. RefSeq names its product myomixer, myoblast fusion factor (gene Mymx). The record is from RefSeq and is a predicted model, not a curated record. Gene Ontology annotation, cellular component: Golgi membrane; endoplasmic reticulum membrane; plasma membrane. The transcript has a single exon. Gene Ontology annotation, biological process: myoblast fusion; skeletal muscle organ development. Lineage: Eukaryota; Metazoa; Chordata; Mammalia; Rodentia; Octodontidae. The coding region runs from base 1 to 255 and encodes 84 amino acids.
AUGCCUGCCCCCCUGCUACCACUGCUGCUGCGCACGCUGCUGUCCCGCCUGCUGCUGCCCCUGGCCCGCCUGGCCCGCCAGCACCUCCUGCCCCUGCUGCGCCGCCUGGCCCAUCGCCUGGGCUCACAGGACACACGGGAUGCUGUGCUGGGCUGCCUGCUACUCAUCCUCAGCCAGCAACACCCACCGGAUGCCAGGGAGGCCCCCAGAGUGGACCUUGAGGAGCAGAAGGAGGGGCGAGCCCGCCGAAAGUGA